Messenger RNA from Gracilinanus agilis (Agile Gracile Mouse Opossum), 1304 nucleotides. It is a transcript of the gene RPP25L, whose product is annotated as ribonuclease P/MRP subunit p25 like. Gene Ontology annotation, molecular function: RNA binding. The coding region runs from base 350 to 898 and encodes 182 amino acids. Gene Ontology annotation, cellular component: ribonuclease MRP complex. The record is from RefSeq and is a predicted model, not a curated record. Lineage: Eukaryota; Metazoa; Chordata; Mammalia; Didelphimorphia; Didelphidae. Gene Ontology annotation, biological process: tRNA 5'-leader removal. The transcript is spliced from 3 exons.
GUUGAAGGCUCUCAACGCGAAGUGGCACUUGAGACCGGCCUUGACCGAUGGGAAAGACUUAGGAAGUGAGCAGAGAACGAGUGAAAGGAUAAGGUUUGGAGGUCGGCACCAGCAGUAAGGGGGAAACGGCGUCCGCAAAGGCUUGGCUGAGAGCGAGGGAGUAUUCCCUCUCAAAGAAAGCAACCUUUUACAACAAAAAAAUAAAAAAAGGAAGGAAGGCUCACAAAACCAACUCACAUGUUAAAAAGAAAAUUGACAUUGUGUUCAAUAUUAUACUUCCAUCUUUCCUGAGAUCUUCACAAAGGGAAAGGUGCCAUGUGGAGGCACAGUGAAGAUUCCUGGACCAGUUAUGGAGAAUUACCAGAAGGCGAGUUCUGUAGAGAAACCACUGGCCCCUCCAGUGCCAGGACUGCCUCCAGACACCUUAGAAAUGCGGGUCCGGGAUGGCAGCAAGAUCCGAAACCUCCUGGGCUUUGCAUUGGGGCGGCUGGAAAGUGAAUCCACCCGGCGAAUAGUGUUCACUGGUGCAGGACGUGCCACAGGCAAAGCUGUGACCUGUGCAGAGAUUCUGAAGCGCCGGCUGCCUGGCCUGCACCAGCUCACCAAACUGCACUUCCAGCAGACAGAGGAUGCCUGGGUCCCUGUAGUGCCUGAGGCCGGUCUGGACCCACUUACUGUACGACGACAUGUGCCAGCUGUGUGGCUUCUGCUCAGCAAGGACCCUCUGGACCCCAAUGAGGGUGGCUACCAGCCUCCAGGUGCACCUCCUGGUCUGGGACAGCCUUUGCCCCGAACCCCUCCACAUACCCCUCAGCCCAAGAGGCGAGGCCCCCGGGCCUCAGGGCAUUGGCAAGGAAGUGGAGGUGGGGGCCGAGGAGAGACCCCCAGGAGACCCUGACCCCUGAGUGGAAAGGGUCAGGAGCAGAUUCCAAGGUGCUCCCCAGGAAGGUUGGACAAUAUUGAAGUCCCCAUCGAUGCUUUUUUUUUGGUCCAGUGGCUCUGAUCUGUCACAUGGCUAUUCCCUCUCAAGUCACAGAUGGAAAUGAACACAGGACUCAGGAAUAGACAUGUUGGUGACUGCUCUGAGGCUCUUUGUGUUUGCUUGAUCAAAGAAGUUCUCAGCCUUUUCUCCCUCUCCCCCUUCCCCUCCCUGAAAAGUAUUACCACUGGUUUUAUCUUUUAUCAACUGCUUGCAGCUAUUAGAUCCCUUAGACUGGGAAUAGAAGGUUGUUUUCUCCAGGAAAGCAAGUGAAGAAUUGGGAAUAAAAGUUCUACUUACUCCAUUUAUGAAGCCCUUCUCUGUG